Molecule: messenger RNA, 2223 nt
Organism: Python bivittatus (Burmese python)
Lineage: Eukaryota; Metazoa; Chordata; Lepidosauria; Squamata; Pythonidae
Product: transmembrane channel-like protein 2
Biological process (GO): vestibular reflex; detection of mechanical stimulus involved in sensory perception of sound
Cellular component (GO): plasma membrane
Molecular function (GO): voltage-gated calcium channel activity; mechanosensitive monoatomic ion channel activity
Source: RefSeq, a predicted model, not a curated record
AACAAACCCUGGCGCAUGGCAAAGAAAUUAACUGUGCUGAGGGAGGCUCAAGAUUUUGUAGAAAAAAUUGAAGGUGCUUUGGGAAAAGGAAAAGGAAAAAAGUUGUAUGCAUAUAAGAUGAUGUUGACAAAGAAAUGGGUCAAGUUCAAGAGAGAUUUUGACAAUUUUAAGACACAAUGUAUACCUUGGGAAAUGAAGAUAAAAGAAGUUGAAAGUCAUUUUGGUUCUUCAGUGGCCUCUUAUUUCAUAUUUCUGCGAUGGAUGUAUGGCCUAAACCUGGUUCUGUUUGGCUUAAUAUUUGGACUAGUUAUAAUUCCAGAAGUUUUAAUGGGUGUGCCAUAUGGAAGUAUACCUAGAAAAAUUGUACCCAGGGCUGAACAACCCAGUGCUAUGGAUUUCUCUGUUCUUUGGGAUUUUGAGGGCUAUAUUAAAUAUUCAGCCAUUUUCUAUGGCUACUACAACAAUCAAAGGACAAUUGGUUGGUUAAAGUACAGGCUACCAAUGGCAUAUUUCAUGGUUGGUGUCAUCGGUGUGUAUGGCUAUAGCCUGAUGGUUGUAAUAAGAUCGAUGGCCCGGAAUGCCCAUGAAGACACAGGCGAUGGAGAUGAUGAGAACUUCAUUUUUAGCUGGAAAAUGUUCACUAGCUGGGACUACCUUAUAGGCAAUCCAGAGACAGCAGACAACAAGUUUGCAUCCAUCACAACUAGCUUCAAGGAAUCAAUUGUGGAUGAGCAAGAAAGCAACAAAGAUGAAAAUAUCCAUCUAAGAAGAUUUUUGAGGGUUCUGGCCAACGUCCUUAUUAUAUGUUGUUUAUGCGGAAGUGGCUACCUCAUUUAUUUUGUUGUAAAACGGUCCCAGACCUUUUCAAAAAUGCAAAACAUUGGCUGGUAUGAAAGAAAUGAAGUUGAAAUUGUUAUGUCGUUACUUGGAAUGUUUUGCCCUCCGCUGUUUGAAACUAUCGCAGCCUUAGAGGAAUACCAUCCUCGCAUUGGACUGAAAUGGCAACUGGGACGUAUCUUUGCGCUUUUCCUGGGGAAUCUAUACACUUUCUUGCUGGCCUUAAUGGAUGAUGUCAAGGAAAAGCUGGGUGAAGAAGGUGUGAUCAGGAACAUCACACACUGGACAGUUCUAACCUUCCAUAACUCAUCUGCAGGGAAUGGAAGUGCUCUUAUUCCACCUCCAAUGGAUCCGGCUGAUGUGCCUCGAGGACCUUGCUGGGAAACAACUGUGGGAAUAGAAUUUGUGAGACUUACAGUGUCUGAUAUUCUUGUGACAUUCGUAACAAUCCUAGUGGGAGAUUUCCUUCGGGCUUGUUUUGUGAGAUUCGUAAACUACUGCUGGUGCUGGGAUCUCGAGGCUGGAUUUCCUUCAUAUGCAGAGUUUGAUAUUAGUGGUAAUGUGCUAGGUUUGGUCUUCAAUCAAGGAAUGAUCUGGAUGGGAUCCUUUUAUGCACCAGGACUUGUGGGCAUAAACGUAUUACGUUUAUUAAUCUCCAUGUAUUUCCAGAGCUGGGCUGUUAUGAGCAGCAAUGUCCCCCAUGAACGAGUGUUCAAAGCCUCUAAAUCCAAUAAUUUUUAUAUGGGACUCUUGCUGUUGAUUUUGUUCCUUAGUGUGUUACCAGUUGCAUAUACCAUAAUGUCCCUGCCUCCUUCCUUUGACUGUGGACCAUUCAGUGGAAAAAAGAAAAUGUAUGAUGUCAUCCAAGAGACCAUCAAAUAUGAUUUCCCACCCCUUGUAGCCAAGGUCUUUGGUUAUUUGGCAAAUCCAGGACUAAUUAUAACUGCAGUUUUGCUUAUGAUUCUUGCCAUAUAUUACCUGAAUGCCGUGGCUGAAGGAUAUAAACAUGCCAAUGCAGAGCUGAAAAAGAAAAUGCAAAUGCAACGUGAAGAUGAGAAAAAUAAGAAUAAGAAGGUUCCUGCCAAUCCUGCAAUGCAAGACCUAGAAGACUUGCUUGUUCCAUAUGCAAAAACCAUGGAAGGGCCCAGUGCAGCUAAAGGUAAAGAUAGCCUAGUCCAGUCAGUUGCACACAAAAAAAGAGGUGGCGCUUGUAUCUCUAGAAAUCUUAGCUACUGCCCUGUAAGAGGAGUCCCAUUGUCAUCCUCACCUUGUGUGAUAAUGACUCGGCCACUUACUCCAAGAACUGGUGUGCCUUUCUCUAAUCAACUGAAACCUGGAUCUUAUCCAAGGGGGCCUCAUCCUGGAAUCGGAGGGGGGAAAACUUAG